This is a messenger RNA of Lottia gigantea (owl limpet), 1818 nucleotides long. RefSeq lists its product as hypothetical. Gene Ontology annotation, molecular function: metalloendopeptidase activity. The record is from RefSeq and is a predicted model, not a curated record. Gene Ontology annotation, biological process: peptide metabolic process; proteolysis. The transcript has 15 exons. The coding region runs from base 1 to 1818 and encodes 605 amino acids. Lineage: Eukaryota; Metazoa; Mollusca; Gastropoda; Lottiidae. Gene Ontology annotation, cellular component: mitochondrial intermembrane space.
AUGGCCAUUGCUGGCAAUAAAUUGACUUGGAAAAUAAAAACUGAUGAUAUUGAAAAAGAGUCAACAGAAUUGGUAGUUAAAACAAAAAAGAUCUAUGAUAAAAUUGGUGGCCUGAAACCUGAAGACAUCAAUUUUAAUAAUGUUGUCAAGCAAUUAGCUGAUAAUGAUUGUUGGUAUGCUGUAAAGAGAAAUAAUGUUGAUUUCCUUCAACAUGUAUGUCCUGAUAAAACAUUAAGAGAUGCCAGUAAUGCCGCUGAUAAAGUGUUAUCGGAAUUUGAUGUGGAGAUGAGUAUGAGACAAGAUGUAUUUGAUGCACUGUUAACAUACCAAAAGAAAUUCCCUGGUGAUCGGUCUGAUGAAACUAGAAGAUAUGUUGAGAGACAAAUCAAACUUGGCAAGAGAAAUGGUUUACAUUUAACAAAAGUUACCCAAGAGAAAAUCAAAGCUCAAAAGAAAAGGAUGAGUGAUCUGUCAAUUGAUUUUGGUAAAAAUCUGAAUGAAGAAAAGAGUGUUCUAGAAUUUACAUCAGACGAAUUAGGUAUUCUUAAAUUGAUAUUUGUGGGGAUGCUUGAUCAUUGGACAGAAGAUGGUAAAUUGAAAGUGACCUUAAAAUAUCCUCAUUAUUUUCCUUGUAUGAAAAAAGCCAGAAAUCCUGAAACAAGAAAGAAAUUAGAAACUGCCUUCAAUUCCAGAUGUAUGAAGGAGAAUGGUCCAAUAUUAGAAGAAUUAAUCAAACUUAGACAUGAAAAGGCAGCUUUACUUGGAUUUCCAACUCAUGCAGCUUUUGUAUUAGAUAUGAGAAUGGCUAAAUCACCAGAUACUGUAGCAACAUUCUUACAAGAGCUGGCUAAAAAACUUCAACCAUUAAAGGAAGCAGAGAUGAAAUUAUUCUUAGAAUACAAGAAAGAAGAGUGUGAGAAAUAUGGGUAUGAAUUUGAUAAUAAAAUCAACAUGUGGGAUUUUAGAUAUUAUAUGACAAUGGUGGAGGAAAAGAAAUAUGCAGUAGAUCAAAAUAAACUGAAAGAAUAUUUCCCCAUGGAAACAGUUACUAAGGGACUUCUAGAUAUAUACCAGCCUGGUUGUUUAUUACCUGAUGGAAGUAGACAAAUAGCUAUAGCAGCUAUGGUAGCUAAUUUCACAAAACCAACAGAUGAUCAGCCAUCUUUACUUACACAUGAUGAGGUUGAAACAUAUUUCCAUGAAUUUGGUCAUGUUAUGCAUCAAAUAUGUGCUGAAACAGAAUAUGCAUUAUUCAGUGGUACUGCUGUAGAGAGAGAUUUUGUUGAAGCACCAUCUCAGAUGUUAGAGAACUGGUGCUGGGAGAAAGAACCAUUAAAUCGUAUGUCUGGCCACUAUAAAGAUAGUAGUAAUAUACCAGAUGAAUUGUUAGAGAAACUAAUGGCUAGUAGAAUAGCUAAUGCUGGUUGUUUUAAUCUCAGGCAAAUAUUACUUGGUACUUUUGAUCAGACAGUUCAUACACAAUCUCAGGCUGAUCCAGCAGCAGUAUACAGUGAUCUAUGUAAAGAAAUAUUAGGUAUUGAUGCUACACCUAAUACCAACAUGCCUGCUACAUUUGGUCAUAUGGGUGGUGGUUAUGAUGCUCAAUAUUAUGGAUACAUGUGGAGUGAAGUAUUUUGUAUGGAUAUGUUCUAUUCACGGUUCCGUAAAGAAGGUAUCAUGAGUUCUGAAGUUGGUGCCGAUUACAGAAAUUACAUUCUGAAACCUGGUGGAUCUAUGGAUGCUACAGUAAUGUUGAGAAAUUUCUUAGGUAGAAAUCCUAAACAAGAUGCAUUCCUUGAAAGUAAAGGCUUAAAAUAA